UUCACAAAUUCAACAAAAACACCAGAAACUAAGCCUCGAAAUCCAAAACCAGUAGCCACCAGGCGCAACCAUGGUGUCCUAAAUAUCGUAUGCACUAAUGUCCCCGAAUCCAAAUCCAAUACAAUUAAGGGUAAGUUGACGGACGAUCGAAAUCAGUGGGUUUCCAUCUGUACGUCGAUCGGAGUCCAUGCUAAUCCCACGACAUUAAAAAGAAUCUCGCGCCAUCCAAACGCGUUGCACUACGGCGAACCCCGGUUACUUCGAGUAACACUAAACUCGGCGGACGAGACUGAGGCCGUUCUGCUGUCCGCGAAUCGUCUGCGCAACGACUCAAGUGGAGUGCGCAUACUACCCGAAAUCCCGUGGAAAGAACGUUCAGGGGAUCCCGCCAACAAAGAUAGGUACAGAAUAAGUCAAGAUAAGAAAACAGUGAUUGCUCACGGUGUUCCUGAGCUUACUGACUCCUCUUCCGACGAUGCUCAGAUGCAUGACCGCGAGCAAUGGCACUACAUCCGGGAGGUUCUUUCUCUCGAAAAUGUGGUGGUCACCUCGUUGACAAGGAUCCCCAUAUCACCAAACUAUAAAGGAUGCGGUCCCAGGCUCUUACAACUUGUGUUACAGUCGGAACAAAUGGCACAAACCCUACUAGCGAACUGGAUCAAAUUCCGUUGCAGAUUGCCAACGGAAAUUCGUCUGAAAGCAGCAAGAACACCAACACCUUUUAAUGACAAUUCAGUAGAGGCACAACUCUUAAUGAAAACGUCAGCUGCAGGACCCGACUCGGGGACGGUUUCAAGAGUAGCCAUACUAUCCGGAGGGGCAGAGCAGAGCACGAGCAAACACCAGGAUUCGGAGCAUCUGAUACCUGCUUAUAUAUCAAAUACUUCUCGAGAGUAUGCAACCCAUCCAAAAAACGAUUAGUCGCCGACCCUUUAAUGGUCGGCGUAACCUCAUUUGCUUCAUCCACCCCUCCAGUCGCCGGCCACUCACUGGUCGGCGAAACUUCACGUAUGAGUUGUACAACUUCUGAAACAUUGAUUAAAUCUGAUAAACUUUCAUGUAUGUACACCAACGCCCAAGGGCUCCUCAGUAAAAUUAACGAACUUCGACUGCGUCAGGUUGCGAAUGCUUGGGACCUAAUUUCUAUUACCGAAACUUGGUUGCAUCAAGAGGUGACUGAUGCUGAGGUUGAGAUAGCCGGAAUGUCAAUCAUCCGGAACGACCGCCCCAGCAGAGGAGGUGGGGUCCUACUCUACUACCGCAGCGAUCUACAAUGUACAAUAGUUGAGGACCUGGAAACACACGUUACCGACUCACUCUGGUGCCGUCUCCGACUGAGACACAACGAUACAUGUCUCAUAGCUAUCGUUUACCGCCCCCCAACGUCCACUCUGGAAAUGGAUUCCUGCUUGAUCCGUGGCCUAAACAGAGUAACACGCACUAGAUACAGCCACACUCUCAUCUCCGGGGACUUCAAUCUACACAAUCUGGAGGUUUCGGCAUCGCCCAGUGAGCAGUUCAAAGCAGACUUGCAGGAACUGAUCGCUAAUAUCCCUUUGUACAAUCAUGUCACCACGCCCACUAGAUUCAGGACAGCAAACAAACCGUCCAUAUUGGACCUUGUGCUCACAAAUGAAGAGCUCAUGAUUGAGAAGUUAUUGAUGGAUAGUCCAUUAGGUCUCAGCGACCACGUAGUAAUAACUUUUGACUAUGUGUGUUAUGCAGAGUAUCCAGCUGAGCAAUCGGAACUAACUCAUACAAUCACACGCUACCACGUAUUGAAAGAACUCGCCGACGAAGCUGCUUGGGAAUUCUCAAACAAAAGUCCCCUUGACAACGUUUGGGCAGAGUUCGUUAAUAAGCUCAGCGACAUCGUCAACAAAGCAUCAGAGACCAAACCCCUUCGUCCCGCGAAAAUGCAUUCAAUUAUAAGGAGUAGGACUCGCAAAUGCCUGGCGAUAAGGGAUGCAGCAUGGCGUGCCUACAAGAUUAACCCAGACUCAGAGACUUGGGGAAAUUUCCUGACCCAUCGCAACCAUUGCACCGCACUUGUCCGUGAGGACAAAAUAACGUAUCAACAGUGUCUAGCCAAAAAGUUCAUGGCAAACAACAAACUGCUGUAUAAGCAUGUCAAUAAGCUUCGUAAAGUGAAGCAUGGAAUACCCCCACUAUUCACGACAGGCGGUAGAGUACAAAGCGCCGAAGAAGCAGCUAAUGCACUGCGGCUGCAAUACGCCCCAAUUUUUGAACUCGCAACAUCUACCUGUCCCAUAAUAUCAAGCUCAUUACCGACACCUUUGUUUACAAAUGUUAUUUUCAACCCAUCAAUUGUGCUAAGGAAGUUACUCUCACUGCGCGAACAUAGUUCUCCGGGAGCAGACAACAUCCGCCCGAAGGCACUGAAGGCUGUGGCUAAUAAGCUAGCUGAACCACUGUCACAGUUCUUUCAAAGGUGCUUUGAUGAACAACGAGUCCCCACUAUGUGGAAGUGUGGCAUUAUAACCCCUAUUUUUAAAGGCGGUAGCCGUUCCGAUCCUGCAAACUAUCGUCCAGUGACUCUCCUCCCUGUGCUCGCGAAGGUGAUGGAAGCAGUCGUCGCUGAGGCUUUGAUGGACUAUCUGGAAAAAUGCAACAUCUUGGUAGUGGAACAGCAUGGCUUCCGUCAACACCGGUCAUGCACCACCAACCUACUUAUUGCUCGAGGUAGUUGGACGGAAGUGGCCGAUGAUGGGGUCGGAGUCGACGUCAUCUAUCUGGACUUUUCCAAAGCUUUCGACCGCCUCGAUCACCGCAUCCUACUUCAACGGCUUCAGAGUUACGGAAUCGGAGAUCCUGUACUUGGUUGGAUUGGCAACUUCCUUUACCAACGAAAGCUCCAAGUACGUGUUAGGGGAUCACUUUCUAACCCAAUUGAGGUGGAAUGUGGUGUCCCGCAAGGCUCAGUGCUGGGACCGCGCUUAUUCCUGGUGUUUAUCAACGACCUGGCAAGAGUCAUCUCCUCAAACUUCCUGCUUUUCGCCGAUGACGUCAAGAUAUGGCGGGCGAUUAGUAACAAGGCAGAUCAGGAUCUGCUCCAACAUGACCUAGAUUGCAUUUACGAAUGGUCAAAGAGUAACAAGCUUCAAUUGAACAUGGCUAAGUGCAAAGUGAUGCAUCUGCGUCACCAGCUGGUGAGCGCCUACAAGAUUGGAGACCACACCUUGGCAAAGGUUUCUCAUGAGCGGGACCUGGGUGUAUUGGUACAGGAAGAUCUCGGGUGUUCCAAACAAGCAGAGAAGGCGACGAGAACCGGAAAUCAACACUUCGGCCUUCUUCGCAGAGCCUUCGGUCGGUUUGAACCGUCAAUAUUUCCCCAAAUGCUUAACGCCUACGUGCGCCCGCAUGUGGAAUAUGCUAUUCAGGCGUGGCAGCCGUGGCAGAAACAGGAUCUCAUUGCUCUCGAGACUCCUCAACGACGGGCAACCAAGAACGUCAGGGGCCUCUUUCAUCUGCCCUAUCAGCUUAGACUGAAAUCUCUAAGAAUGUACAGCAGUCGAUAUCGGCUUUUGCGGGGGGAUCUCAUAAUGGUUUACCAGAUUCUGAAGAACCCAAACCACAUUUGCCGUCCGCUGCUGGAAUUGAACCCCAACAUUAAACUAAGAGGUCACCCUCUGAAACUGACAAUUCAUUACAGCCGGCUUGAAUGCCGUAGAAAUUUCUUUUCUCUCCGCGUGUGUGAGCCUUGGAAUGCCCUCCCUAAUUAUGUCGUCUCUGCUCCCAAUCUGGCGAUAUUUAAAAAACGUGUUGACGAUGCGUUGUCUCACUUACAUUUCAUUUUAUGACUUGUUAGCCAGGGGCUACAAAACGCAAUCAAACGGUUUCUUGCCAAACGCUCAACCAUUGGAUUUAUGGAUUUUUAUGUUUAAUACGCGAACAUCUCCGCUAUUUCACAUAAGUCUAUGGUGAGUCCACCACAACGCUUUUCACUUUAUUAUGCAAUUUAUUUUCGCAAUAAUUUCCAUCCCACGGGACUUGUUAAGCGAUGCUUUUUUACCCGUAAUAAACCAUUGUCCA
Molecule: messenger RNA, 4053 nt
Organism: Dicrocoelium dendriticum
Lineage: Eukaryota; Metazoa; Platyhelminthes; Trematoda; Plagiorchiida; Dicrocoeliidae
Source: the annotation of a GenBank genome assembly